AUGUCGGUCGCAGCUAUGGGAAGUCAAAUCACUCUCAGCGCUCUUCAGAGUCGAUGGGCGGUGGUCGGAUCCACCGGCAAGUGGUAUUCCCGCCGGGCCAUAGUCGGCUACGACUACUUCCUCACACUUGAUCACGAGAUUCAAUACAUCUGGAAGAGGAAGAUCACGAGUGCAAGCGUGAUCUAUAUCGUCAUACGUUACUCCUCAUUGAUCGCCAACGUCCUCACGCUCUUCAAUUUCUUUCCUUGGCCGAGGAAGUCAACAACAAUGUAUGCACCUGGCCGCGCCUCUGCCGUCAUUAUCAUGUCCUCCGCGGUGUUCUCGUCACUGCGAGCGCACGCGCUGUGCCAACGCAAACUCAUUUCCUACCUUGUUUUGGCGUUAGGCGCUGGUAAUGCCGUUCCCUCGGUUUAUGGAGCGAUCAAGAAUAAGGUCAUCUACAACCCCGGAAUCAACGGCGUCGACGGCGUCUGCGACGUGGAUUUCUCGCACUUUAUAUCCUUCCGCAAGUGGGGGUCAGUUAUCACUUCCUCCAUAGGUGUUCUAUACUUCGUUGCACUCCUCGCCGUCAACGUCACGAACCUUGCCUUCAUCAACAACAUCCAGGUGACGCUGCACCUCAUGCGCGUGAUGCCUCCAAAGCUGAUGUUUUCUUUCCAGCUCUCGCUCGAUUUCAUCGGUGCUCUGAGCGCCACGGCGGCGGUGCUGACCUGCCGCUUCAUCCUCGACUUGUUCGAGGCGAGCACGAGGACACGCUUCGGCACUGGCCCCACAAUACGCCUCUCCGCCAUGCCCAGCAUGGUACCCUCGCGCUCGCUCGCGUCCCGACACUUCGGCGGUCUCAGCGCCGCUGGAAAUUCUCAAGCAAUUUUCGACGGGGGUGUCAGCCGGCGCAAGACAGAAGACAGCGAGAGCGUCUACUGCACCACGGACGACUACGAUUUCGAGCUCCACUCUGUGAACCCGCAACAACGAAAAUCGGGUGUGCACCCAUCGGACUCGUGA
Messenger RNA from Epithele typhae, 1005 nucleotides. RefSeq lists its product as uncharacterized. The coding region runs from base 1 to 1005 and encodes 334 amino acids. The transcript is spliced from 11 exons. NCBI's taxonomy places the organism in Eukaryota, Fungi, Basidiomycota, Agaricomycetes, Polyporales, Epitheliaceae. The record is from RefSeq and is a predicted model, not a curated record.